Molecule: messenger RNA, 2295 nt
Organism: Colletotrichum graminicola M1.001
Lineage: Eukaryota; Fungi; Ascomycota; Sordariomycetes; Glomerellales; Glomerellaceae
Exons: 3
Coding region: 1-2295 (764 amino acids)
Biological process (GO): ubiquitin-dependent protein catabolic process; protein polyubiquitination; positive regulation of proteasomal ubiquitin-dependent protein catabolic process
Cellular component (GO): cytoplasm; ubiquitin ligase complex
Molecular function (GO): zinc ion binding; ubiquitin protein ligase activity; ubiquitin conjugating enzyme binding
Source: RefSeq, a predicted model, not a curated record
AUGCCUGCGACCCCCAACACCCCUCCAUAUCGGAGGGGAAGGGUGCCGGUCGACGAUGGCUACGAUUCUUACGAUGAAGAACCGUCCUCGAGCGGGAGGGAGAGAGAAAGAGAAGCUUCCAGGCGUGGUCUCAGUCCGAGGUCGAGCCACCACUCGCGGACACUCCGUAUCCGUGAGUCUAGGCAGUCGUUACGGUAUUCGCAGUCUGCCUCCGAGACGGAUUCGGACGACGAAUCCGAGAGCAGUGUCUCGACGCAAGAAGAGAAGCGUGAGCGCCGUCGAGACAGAAAUAGGCAAGAGAGAGAGAUAUACUCGAAACCCUCACGCCAAACGGUCGUCGAGCGGCGCCGGCCCGCCGAGGACGACAAGACGCCGAAACGCCGCAUGAAGAUAAAGAAGAUCAUCUACAUGGAGGAGGAGGAUGGCUCCACCGAGGCCACCCCACGACAGUCCACGGAUGAGCGCAGCCGCUCGCUUUCUCGACACCGUUCUCACACCUCACGACCGGCUUCGGAGCGGCACUACUCCAGCCAUCAUUCCCACAGCCCGGCUCGGAGAUCAGGCCACCAUCACCGGCCGCUCAGCUCCUCCAAGAGGCUGGCUCGCGAGGUUUACCAGACUAGGGGCGAUUCCGAGUUGACCCCAACCAGAAUCUCAAUAAGACACCCGUCCCAGACUGUGUACCCAAAGACGCGCACGAUCCGCCGCUCCAACACGGUCUCGGGGGCAUCGCAGGUCACGUCGCGCACGCGCAGCACAACCUCGUCCAACAGGCGCUCUUCCAGCUUCCUGGGCAACCUGCUCACGGGGAGCUCCGUCUCCCAUUCGUCCGAUAAGACGGCCAGAGUUGAGUGCGUUGUGUGCAUGGAUGAAUUUUCGUCAAGCAAGGUUGCAAAACUCAAGUGCGGGCAUCGGAUGUGCAGCGUGUGUCUAAAGAGGCACUUCAAAAUCUCCAUCACUGACCCGCAGGAAAUGCCUCCCAAGUGCUGCUCCGAGAACAUCGCCUUGAAGCACGUCGACCACCUGUUCUCGGCCGACUUCAAGAAAAAGUGGAAUCGGAAGUUUCAAGAGUACUCGGCACGGAAUCGAAUUUACUGUCCUUCUAGAAAAUGUGGCGCCUGGAUCAAGCCACAUUACAUCCGCAAAGAAGGAGGCCGCAAGUACGGUAAGUGUGGCCAAUGCCGGACCAAGGUGUGUUGCUCGUGUAACGGCCGGUGGCACCCAUCGAGGGAAUGUCCCAACGACGAGGAGACGACAAGAUUCCUAGACCAGGCCAAGGAUGAGGGCUGGAAGCGGUGCUACAAGUGCCACCACAUGGUUGAGCUCAAGGAAGGCUGCAAUCACAUGACAUGUCGAUGCGGAGCACAGUUUUGCAUGGUCUGCGGUACGAAGUGGAAGAGUUGUGACUGUCCCUGGUUCAACUACGAGACAGGAAACGCAGACCAGCUCUACGAUAUGCAGGUGCCGGCUGCUAUUCAACACAUGGAGCGGCUGGACCUGGCCCAGAGCUCGAGGAGUAUGCGGCCAAGUGUUGCGCCCAGCGCACCGCGGUCGCGAUCGCAAGAGUACGACAGCAGACUGAUGCGGAGAUUCCAAGAAAACCGGGACGAAGACGUUGCGCGGACGCUACAAAGUUACGAGAUUGACGAUGUUUACGACGGCGGAUAUGGGGACAUUGUCGAUGUCGGCAAUACGGCGGGCCAUUUCAUGAACGACGACUAUCGCAGAGAGCUGGACACUUUUGUGGCGGCACCUGUGCCGCCGGCACCAACGCCACCAGCGGCUUUCGAACGUCCGGCGCCGACGGACUACAUGUCGGGGGUCAACAGAGCGAGAGGCAUGCCUCCAGACGCAUUGGGACAGCGCCUCGCCGAGCGCUUCUCGGAAUUCCGUUCGAGCCCGGGUGCCCCCCGGCCGGGGAUGAUGGCACCGCCACCGGUACCCCCCCUGGGUCCGAUGACUGCCCCUCCAAUGGGACCCCUUCCGAUGUCGGCACCGAUGGUAAUGGGUCCCCCUCCGCCACUUCCGUUGCUGAGGAGGCACACGAUAGAGGAGGAAAUGUACAACAGGACCACGCGGCCAUCCGAGCGGGUGGUGCCGGGGCGGAUGGUACACGAUUACGAGAGGGAGGCGGCAGUGCAUGCGCCACGGAGCCGGAGACGAAUGCGAGAGGAGCCCAAAUCGUCGACGCUCGCCGGGCUCACGGGGAUGGGUCGCGGCAUGAAUCGUGUGCAUGAAUGGCGGAACCAUGUGCAGCCAGGCAUGCCGGAGGGAGAGCGGGCAGCCAUGGCGUGA